Molecule: messenger RNA, 4344 nt
Organism: Paramuricea clavata
Lineage: Eukaryota; Metazoa; Cnidaria; Anthozoa; Malacalcyonacea; Plexauridae
Source: the annotation of a GenBank genome assembly
AUGGCUGUUGUUGAACCACCUAAACAACUUUUAGUGCCUUUAAAAGUUGAAGAACGGUUGUUAAUGGGCCCAGGUCCUUCAAAUGCCCACCGAAGGGUACUGGAUGCCUGCGCUCAACCGAUUUUGGGGCUCUUAGACCCACGGUUUUGUGCAAUUAUGGAUGAAGUAAAGUUAGGUUUACAGUACAUUUGGCAGACGAAAAAUAAGCAUACUUUUGCGCUAAGCGGUACUGGUCAUAGUGGUGUUGAAGCUUCCAUCAUUAACAUGACAGAAAGAGGCGAGAAAAUAAUGAUUUGUGUCAAUGGAAUUUGGGGGGAGAGAGCGUCUGAUAUGGCUGAAAGAAUAGGCAAGUGUCUUCUUUGUUUAUAUUUGUACGUAAUUAUAGUCAAUACGUUGAUAUUUGAAGUGUUUAAUUACUCAAAUUUAUAACUAGUUGAUUGCGUUGUCAUAGAGCUAUAAUACAAAGUCUUCAUUUAGGUUAUUUUGGUAACUCGUUUCAUUUUAAUAGCAGCAGUAUUUUACUCUGUUUAAUGCCUAUAAGGUGUUAAGCUAACCCAUAGAGUGGCAGUACUCUCCCCUGACCAGUAAAAUCGUCUGGCAUUAGACAGAGUAAAAUAAUAAAGUAGGGUCAGUAUGGUGCAUUGCCACUUAAAGGGUUACCAGUCUGUUUAGUGUGAACCAUUAAGCUACAAUGCCCCCUAUGCUUUCUGUAUUGUUAUUUUACUCUGUCUAAUGAAGAGGCUUUAGAUGGCUUUGUACUCAAUUUCUGUCCAUUUUGACAUUUUUCUCAAUUUCUACAUAUAUAUCUGCCUGUGUCAAAUGCAAUGUCCUAAACUCAUUUUUCGUAAUUUUGUUAGGUUGUGAUGUCAGAAAGAUAGAGAGACCUAUUGGUGAAGUUUUUACUUUGGAAGAUAUACAAAAGGUUAUUGUUUAAAUAUUUGACCAAAUUACUGUACUACUAGACUUAUGAUCUGUGCUGACCAACUUGGACAAAGCAAAAAUCUUUGUCUGAUGAUUCAUCUGUUUAUAUGUGUGGCAAACAGACAAAUUAUCUGUUAUGCCAAAUUCUGGCAAUGUGUAUUUUGUCUAGAUAUACAAAUGGACUUGAAUAACAAACCUAUCAUUACACUGUCUAGCACUUGAUGCAAGAAAAAUAAAAGCCUGAUUGCAGAUUAGGUGCAAUGUCAUUAAGCUGCAUUGUGCUCCAAUGUGCCCAACUUUAUUAUUUUACUUUGUCUAACACCAGACAACUUUUACUCGAGAGUGUUGUCACUCAAUGGGUUAAACAACAUUUUAUUUGAAUUUCAGGGAAUAGAGGAGUAUAAACCAGGUGUAGUGUUUAUCACUCAUGGAGAGUCAUCAGGCACAACAUGUCAACCUCUGGAAGGCAUUGGAAAACUCUGUCAUAAGUGAGUGCCAGUUGUUUACACACAUAUGACAGUUAUUAGUAGCGAUACACCCUAAUUGAAGUCUGCAAAAUAUGCCAAUCUAAAUCCGACCUGACACAUCUCGGCAUUUUAAAAAUCUGUUUUCCAUGUCUUGGGGCACUAGUAAUCACAUAUUUACAAAUCAUUGAAAAGUAACAUGACAACUGACUUUUUAACAGAAUUUGAAUUUUCCAUUGUAGCAAUGAUUGUAUAUUGAUCGUGGAUAGUGUGGCGUCUCUCGGAGGAUCACCUUUGAAUGUGGACGACCUUGAAAUUGAUGUUGUAUAUAGCGGUUCACAGAAAUGCCUGGGUGCUCCACCUGGGUUAAGCCCUAUAUCACUUAGUCCUCGAGCUUGGUGAGUAAAAGUAUAUACCUCAGUCUACAAUAUGCUGAUGUUUGUGUCUGAACUACCUGAAAAACAUAUCUCAAAUGUGGUGGUCCAGUGUAGGUAGUAUUCUACAAUAAGCUGUCGUGGUUUGUGCCUAAACUACUUGAAAAAGAUAUCUCAAACGUGGUGGUCCAGUGUAGGUAGUAUUAGACAAUAAGCUGCCGUUCUAAAUUGUGUCAGAGUUGCUGAUAAUUUCAUUCAUAGUUGUUGGCUUUGAUGAUGAAGAUAUUUUGUUAAAUAUUUCACAGGAAGAAAUUACAAUCAAGAAACACAAAGGUUCCAUCAUUUUAUUUUGAUCUCACAAUGAUUGCAAACUAUUGGGGAUGUGACGAUGGUCCACGCAGGUAAAAAUGAUCACAGAGUGUGGUUAGAUUACUACCCCGAUACAUGUAGCUCACAAGAUUUAUCUACAUACAGCAUGUUAGAAUAUAGGGUGACUUCACUUCACCGACUUUAUUUGCUUUUCAAAUGUCAUAUUUGUGGAGUAGAGUUGGUCAGGGCAAGAGAGUUCACAAGCAUUCUGUCUUUCUGAUAUGCAAUGUCCAUCACAGCAUUUAGUUUUUAUUCCUAUUUUCCUAUAGAUAUCAUCACACUGGACCAAUUAACUCUGUUUAUGCUUUGCGAGAGGCUCUUUCAUUGGUUGUUGAAGAGGUUGGUUUGGGGAGAUAUUUACAGUAAUGAUAUAAACAUUGUUGUGUCAAAUGCUCAGUUUGUAAGUAUAAUCGGACAUUUUCAUCGGAUUUUAGGGCCUUGAAAAUUUCAUUGCAAGACAUCAGAAAAGUGCUGAACUUUUGCAAGAUGGUUUUGAGAAAAUGGGAUUCGCAUUUCUCGUUCAGGAUAAGGUGAUGCAAAAUAAAUAUUGCUAUCAUGUUAAAGUUAUGUUAAAGUUUGGUAGCUCACAAUAAGAAUAGUGACAAAUGCUUUAACAUGAUCCUGUAUUUUUAGCGUCAUCGUUUGCCCACUAUCACUGGUGUGCUCAUUCCACAAGGUGUUGACCAGAAAAAAGUUUCAGCAUUCAUUGGCGAAAAGUAUGUAAACUACUGUAACCUUAUUUGUACUGGAUAGCUCUAUCAGUUCUAAACUGUUCUUCUUAGAGGUCCAGCAAGGAUCAUCUCGUAUUGAUCCAGUGUUAUUACAGGAGGAAACCUAAACUAAACUAUAACUUUAUUUGUACUGGAUAACUCUAUCAGUUCUAAACUGUUCUUCCUAGAUGUCCAGUAAAGAUAAUUUCUUAUUGAUCCAGUGUUACUACAGGAAGAAACCUAAACUAAACUAACUUUAUUUAUACUGGAUAGCUUUAUCAGUUCUAAACUGUUCUUCCUAGAGAUGCAUUGUUAGUAAGGAAAUUGACGUCUCAUUUUUCUUCAGGUAUAAAAUGGAUAUUCCAGGCGGUCUAGGAAAAUCUGCAGGCAAGGUAAAUAUUGUUUAACAUCAUGAUCCAGUGAUCUGAAUGUUCCAUUGUCUCUUUAUUGUUUUGAUUCUAUGUCUACCGCAGCUAUUUGCCUGUCUAUUUGUCAGAUCUCCGUUUUCAAAAGCCAGAAUCCCUUUUUCAAAUACCAAAACUCCCUUUUCCAAAGCCAGAACUAGUUUUCAAAAGCUAGAACUCCCUUUUCAAAUGCCAGAACUGCAUGGGGUUAGAACAGUUCAAUUUUGACAAUAUGAAACAUCACAAUUUCCAAGCUUCAAGCGAAGCGGGCAAGUUUGGACCACGCCUACCUGCAAAAAACCCCUAAAUUAUACAGGCAUGGUUUUGAAAAUCUUGCUGUUCUCCAUGCCAUCCAUUGGUGAUCAGAAUGUUCCAUUGUCUUUUCAUUGUUUUGAAAAUCUCGCUGUUCUCCAUGCCAUCAUAGUUAAUAGAGGAGAUGGUUUGGAAACUCGUUAGCAUUACAAUAAAAUCACAAUAAACCUCAUUAUCUAUGUUGUUCAGGUUUAUGCAAAAAUGUGGUCUUUCAUCGUCACAUGCGUAUUGUAUUUUUCUCAAGUCAACCAAUAGGAAUGUUCAAAAUGUCCUAUUGUUAAAGUCAUGGAUGGGCAAUUGGACAAAACCGUUGCUAUUGGCUGGUUGAGCAAAAAUACAAUACGCACGUGACGAUGAAAGACCACAUUUUUGCAUAAACCUCAACAAAAACAUAGAUAGUGAGGUUUAUUGUAAUGCUAAUGAGUUUCCAAACCAUCUCCUCUAUUAACUAUGAUGCCAUCCAGUCAUGAUCCAGUGAUCUGAUAUGCUUGUAUUAGCGUGCUUAUGAGAAUCCCUGUCAUAAGCACGCUCAUAUUAGUCGCUCUCAGUGACUAAUAAUUUUUUGGGAGGAAGCAAAUUUGCCCCCCUUCCCACCUCCUAACGCCGCCACUGCCCCUUACAUUUUAUACCGCUUUUAUCUAUUAAUCAGAUUGCUCGAAAUUCUACUGCUAUAUUGUAGAUCUGGCGUGUUGGUUUGAUGGGUGUGAACAGUACGAAAGAUAAUGUCAAUCUUGUCCUAAAAGCUUUCCAGGACGCCAUGGAUAAUAUCAAAUUACAAAAUAAUUUGUAG